AUGGGUCGCGUACGUACCAAAACCACCAAGAGAGCCUCCCGUGUCUGCAUUGAGAAGUACUACCCUCGUCUCACUCUUGACUUCCAAACCAACAAGAGAAUCAUCGAUGAGGUCGCUAUCAUUGCCUCCAAGCGUCUUCGUAACAAGAUUGCUGGUUACACCACCCAUUUGAUGAGACGUAUUCAACGUGGUCCCGUCCGUGGUAUCUCCUUCAAGCUUCAAGAGGAAGAGCGUGAGCGUAAGGAUCAAUACGUUCCUGAUGUCUCUGAGCUCGACAUUGACCGCGUCAACGUCGAUCAAGACACCAAGGACAUGCUUAAGGUUCUUGGUUACGAGCAAAUUCCCGUACGCAUCCUCGCUCCUGCUCCUCAAGAGCGUUUCAACCGUCGCAGAUAG
Molecule: messenger RNA, 396 nt
Organism: Schizosaccharomyces osmophilus
Lineage: Eukaryota; Fungi; Ascomycota; Schizosaccharomycetes; Schizosaccharomycetales; Schizosaccharomycetaceae
Product: 40S ribosomal protein S17
Exons: 2
Coding region: 1-396 (131 amino acids)
Biological process (GO): translation
Cellular component (GO): ribosome
Molecular function (GO): structural constituent of ribosome
Source: RefSeq, a predicted model, not a curated record